AGCCGAGCGUUUGGGGAGCAGCCUGUGGGAAGGAGAGCAGCUGGCAGGCCCACCCACCCCCUCACCCCCACCCCGGCAACACUCCUGCUGCGCUUCCCAGCGCUUCCAGGAGAGCAACGCUUCCAACCACAACAGGAGGCCUCCUCCUCCUCCUUCUCAACAGGUAGGCACCUCUGGUUCUGAAUCCUGGAGAUGGCAACACCCAAGGUAGCAGUGGUUGGAGCGGGACUCGUCGGCCUGUCCACGGCACUGUGCAUCAUGGAGACUUGCCCCAGCUGCUCCGUGACGAUCCUUUCAGACCAGUUUAGCCCCAAUACGACGAGUGACGUUGCAGCUGGGAUGCUCAUCCCUCACACCUACCCAGACUCACCAAUCAACGUGCAGAAGCAAUGGUUCAAAGACACCUUCACUUACCUUUUUGCCAUCAGUAACUCAGCCGAGGCGUCAGAGGCUGGCAUUCAACUGGUCUCUGGGUGGCAGAUCUUUAAAAACACUCCCAAGGAAGAGUUACCUUUCUGGUCAGAUGUCGUCCUGGGAUUCCGACCAAUGUCUGAAGCAGAACUCCAGAAGUUUCCGCAGCACCGUUUUGGUCAGGCCUUUACAACACUGAAAUGUGACUGCCCCCCCUACCUGCUGUGGCUGGAGAAAAGGUUGAAAGCAACUGGCGUCCAGAUGUACACCAGGAAAGUUCUGGACUUGUGGGAGCUUCACAGUGAAUAUAACAUUGUCGUCAACUGCGCAGGCAUUGGAGCCCACCAGCUGGUGGGGGAUGAGAAGCUCUUCCCUGUCAGGGGACAAGUGCUCAAAGUUAAUGCUCCUUGGGUGAAACACUUCAUCCGGGAUGGUGAUGGCUUAACUUACAUCUACCCAGGGAUAAACAGGGUAACCCUCGGGGGAACCAGGGAAAAGGAGAGAUGGAGUCUUGACCCUGACCCUAGCACUACCAAAGACAUCUUUGACAGAUGCUGCUUGCUUGAGCCCUCACUGCAGGGAGCUCAGGAUAUCAAAGUGAAGGUGGGUCUGAGGCCAUCCAGGGAGAGUGUGAGACUGCAGAGAGAGAUCUUGAGCCAAGGAGGAGUUAAGCUCCCAGUGGUCCACAACUAUGGGCAUGGGGCAGGUGGCUUUGCGAUGCACAGGGGCACAGCCAAAGAGGCUGCCCGCUUAGUGAGAGAAUGCAUCGCUGCCCUGCAAGACUCCUCAUCGAGGGCCAAGCUUUGAAUCCCAGAGGUUCCUUUUCCAUGUACAACAGGCUAGUAUUGCAUCUCCUAGGAGCAGCUUUGGACUUUUGUUCCAUUACUGAAUAGAAGAGACCUAAGACAACAGCUUGUGCCAUUGCAGAUGCUUGGUAGUAUUUCAUCUGUCUCCCAGAUGCCAACUUGGAAAGAUAUGAUAGGUUUAUCCAAGGAUUAGUUCAUUUGUCCUUCUCAUCCAUCUGGCAUUGUUCCUGCCCUGGGCAUAUCUCUGAGCCUCAUGUUAAGGAAAAGGCAAGGUAUGUAAAUAUUCUUCACAUAACAGGGAUCAGAUUACAGAAUCACAGUCAAAAUGGUAGGGGUUGGAAAGGACCUCUAGUGAUCAUCUAAAUAACAUCAACUUAGCUUUUCUUCAUCUGCAUCUAAAGGGUAUUGGAUGUACUAGGUUCAGAUCCAGUGAAAACUAGUUACCUUCUACCAAAUCUGACCUCAUAUUGCCCUUGCUCCUGCCAUUUUCCAAUUAAUUUAAGGAAAAUGAAAACCCAUGUAGUGCUACAUUACAGUACUCCAGGUCAACACUCACAGAAAGCACUGUUAGGUCACUGCCAUGCACAGUGCCCAGGCAAGUGUGAUUUUAAGAUCAGCUCUGUGACAUUGAUUACUGCAUUUGCUCAUAUUACACCUCAGGGACCUUAAUGCAAUGUUUCUGAGAGAAAGUUGCCCCAUAGGAGAUACAGUUUUGUUCAACUUUUCUCACGCUUUUUUGCAAAUAUCUUUGUUCUUUUUUUUCUCUGAGCCCCUCAGUUUUUGCUCUCACACAGAAAUUAUUCCCCCCACCCCAAUAGCAGCAUUGGUAUAUCUCAAGUUCUAUAGGAGAGGAUUUUGCACAGUGGGUGCAUCUCUCUGCUACUUUGCAUCAGCACCAUCUGCUUUCCUUGCAACAGCUGAUGUGAAUAAAUUGGCAACAAACCAACAAGGAUCUUAACACCAACUUCAGUUUCAUAAAGGAGAGAAGAGCCAUUAAAGACUAGGUAAACACCCUAAAGACAAAUUUGUCUAUAACUGGACAUGAGUGAGCUCCUCUGCCAUAGGGAAGCUGAGCCCCUGGAGCCCAGAUCCUCACUCCAUGGCAGGUGAUGAGCUGGGCUUUACACUCCAUAGUUCAAGCCCUUUGAUGUGGCUGAAGAUAAUUGCACCCCAAAAUUGGGACUUACCAUCAAAGUAUAAGUCUGAGUCGUAGUGAUUAAGCCGCUCAUUAGAUCUUAAAUGGCUCACUCAAGAGUGUUAGCAUCUGCUUUUCUUAUUUUUUUAGUCCUUUCGGUUACAAAACAAAUGAAAAUCCUUCAAGAAUUCUCGUGGUUAAAAAGCACCAAUAAAUGAUGUUCUAAUAAUGAUGCAAA
This is a messenger RNA of Colius striatus (speckled mousebird), 2590 nucleotides long. RefSeq names its product D-aspartate oxidase (gene DDO). Gene Ontology annotation, molecular function: D-amino-acid oxidase activity; FAD binding. NCBI's taxonomy places the organism in Eukaryota, Metazoa, Chordata, Aves, Coliiformes, Coliidae. The coding region runs from base 193 to 1218 and encodes 341 amino acids. The record is from RefSeq and is a predicted model, not a curated record. The transcript is spliced from 5 exons.